AUGGGAUCAUCUCUUCGUAACCCCGCGGUCCUGUUGUGCGCCCUUCUUGUUCCAACUCUCGUUAUCUCUCGUCCCACCAUAGUUCCUGGGGAAUGCCCGACUGCUGCAGCCCUACCACUUGACUCCCACUGCAUUGAACCCCUAGCCUCGACUGUAAUUCCCGAAAUUACAGUCUAUGAACAUACCCCACAUAGGUCUUCGGCCCUGACAGUUUAUGUCGACUCGCUCCAGCAGAUGACCCGGAAGGCCAAGGCAACCAUUGCUGUGCUCUCGACCCUGAUCGCGUAUGUAUCUAUCAACAGCAUAAUCCACGUACUCCGGCCGACUGCCUUUGUCUGGUCUGCCGAGGACCGGGAGGAGCGGACCUGGAUUGCGAGCUCGCGCUCGUGGUUCGACCGCAAAUCCUGUCGAUGGCUCGGCGUCUGUGGUGCAGCCCAUUUACAAACCGUACACGGCAAAUUCGGAAAUCGCAAUCCAGAGGAAUGGGUAAAUUCGCGAGAUGCCGAGCCAGAGGCAUGGCGGUCCUGGUGGCUUAGCGGGGCUAAUGAGUCCGAGUGGGAUGCCGAAGAGCGGGCUCGGCGGCAGAUCCCGGACUAUGUUUUCCACUACGCCCCACUUGUUCACCUUUAUUCUGGCGAGCAAUUCUGGCCUGGGGAUAUCGCAGAGCACUUGCAUCAUACCACUCCGAGCCUGAAUUUCACUCCAAUUCAGGCCCAAUGGGACCGUCCGACCCUGGCCAAUCUGGAUGAGCUGAACAACUGGGAAAGGGGUAGGCACGUUUUCUUGACGAGCAAUGAUAAUGUGCAGACGCGUCCACCAUGGCUGGAGGGCGAUAGCAAUAUCCCCCAACCGGAUGGAAACAUUAAACAAGAAUCCUGGGCUGAUUGGGAUGGUCGAAUUGAUGGUGAUAUUCCCGGUGACACGGAGGAAGAUCGCGCCAAGUGGUAUGAUUUCCGCCAACAAGAGCCUGCCGUUGUGCAAAAAUCCGACGUCGACGAAAAUCUUGAAGCUCAGCAAAUACUGAGAGAAGAGCUCCGCAAACGUUAUGGUGGAACGAAGAUCUACGAUGGAGGUGCCGGUGGUCGAAGCGAUGCCCCUGCAAUCCUGGUGGUAAUGGACAAAGGCAACGGAAUUGUCGAUGCUUUCUGGUUCUACUUUUACAGCUUCAACCUCGGUACCACUGUUGUUAAUGUGCGGUUCGGUAAUCACGUUGGCGACUGGGAGCAUUGUUUAGUACGAUUCCACAAUGGCAAACCAAAAGCGCUCUUCUUCAGUGCUCACCAGGGCGGAGAGGCUUACAGCUACGAAGCGGUUGAGAAGCUUGGACAUCGACCCGUCAUCUACUCUGCCGAGGGCAGCCAUGCCAUGUAUGCCACGACCGGACUACACGAGUACAUUCUCCCCUGGGGACUGCUGCGUGAUGUAACCGAUCGUGGUCCACUAUGGGAUCCCCUCCUCAAUUCGCAGGCCUAUACCUAUGAUUUCGACAACGAGGAUCUUCGGGCAUCCACCUUCAGUCCUUCUGCGCCAACGGAAUGGUUCCAUUACAGGGGCCACUGGGGCGACAAGUUCUAUCCUCUAGGAGAUUCUCGUCAGUAUCGGUUUGCAGGCCAGUACCACUUCGUGAACGGACCCCUUGGCCCGAAGUUCAAACAUCUCGACCGUUACAAAGUGUGCCAGGGCCCCGAUCAUGCUCCCUGUGUGAUUAAGAACUAUGUCGAGCAAGGGAAACGACCUCAGCGAUGGGGCUCAAGCGGCGCGGGAGAGUAG
Penicillium vulpinum is the source of this 1770-nucleotide messenger RNA. RefSeq lists its product as uncharacterized. The transcript has 3 exons. Bases 1 to 1770 code for a protein of 589 amino acids. NCBI's taxonomy places the organism in Eukaryota, Fungi, Ascomycota, Eurotiomycetes, Eurotiales, Aspergillaceae. The record is from RefSeq and is a predicted model, not a curated record.